AUGUCGUGUUCCCUCUCGAUCGCUGCUGUUGCUGUUGAUCGCCAGAACCUGUAUCUCUUAUCCAGUUCUCACCAGCUAUUUGUACUUCGUAGUAGCAGCACGCAGCGCAGAGCACCGGAGGUCGUCUACCCUCACCCGACCGGCACCGGCCAUGACGCGUCCACCUCACUGAUUAGUCAACCACACAAACUGUUCCGGAGGAUGAACGAGUCGCGAUUCGCGAACUCGCCGUGCAAGGGCUUUGCGGGGCAGCCAAACCGCCUCCCGCCGUUCCGCCGGGCGCCGGCUCUGGAGGAGAUCGACGUCGAUAUGAAGCCCUUGCCGCCCUCCCCGGAUAUCGCGAGGAACGCUCAAGAUGUUGUGGCCAAGGACCAGCUCUUCAGCAUCGCCGCCUACAUCUCAUCCGCACCGGAUGUUAUUGCUGCUGCCCUGCGGAAACAUGUUGAGGAUGAAGCUCGUGAUCUCGGCAGUGAAGAUCUCCCAAGGGUUAUGGAUCAGCUCUAUGAGCAAAUAUCUUGUUUACUGCAAAGCAAUGAUGCUGCUGUAAUUUUACUGGCUCUCCAUGCUAUCGAUGCUUUGAUUGACUUACCCUUUGGAGGUGCCUCAAAUGUUGCCAAGCUCGCUAAUUUCUUAAGAAAUGUGUUUGAAGUCAAGCGUGACCCUGAAAUCCUAGUUUCAGCUAGCACAGUGCUUAGUCAUUUAGCAAUUGUUGGGGGAGCACUAACUGCACACGAAGUUGAGCGACAGGAGAUGGCUGAAAAUGCAUUCACAGUUUUGAAGAACUAUAUCCCUGAAUUUGUUGAUGCUAUACUGAUAGCAUCGAGGGACCCCAAAUUGGUUAUUCGUGAACGUGCAGUUGAAGCCUUGCGUGCUUUUUCACAUUCCAACAUGAAGGCGGCGGCAGUUUGCACAGCCAAGGAGGCGAAACUGGAGGGAAUCGAUCUGUUCAGCUUCCUUCCAGAUGAUAUGAUCAGCACCAUCAUCUCCUUCCUCCGUACCGAUGAUGCUGUGCGCACGUCCGCCCUCUCUCGCCGCUGGCGUCACCUAUGGCGCUCUGCCCCGCUCAACCUCGACACUGACCAUAUCCCUGGCUACUGCCCUGAGCAGAUUAAGGUUGUAACCAAGAUUCUCUCCCAGCACCGGGGUCCCAUACGCCGCCUAAAACUCCACAGCCUCUACUUUGCUGACCUUGAUAGCUGGUUCAGGUCCCCGGCCCUUGAUACUCUUCAGGAGAUCGAUAUCUAUGUCGCUAAAUUUGAUGAUGUACUGCCGCUGUCCGUACUCCGCUUCGCGUCGACCCUCCGUGUGGCUCACUUUGCCCACUGCAGCCUCUUUGAGGAUGAGGACCCAGUAUUCAGUUUCCCACACCUGAAAACACUCGCCUUGGGCGUACUUUCCAUACGGGGAGACACUCUCCACAGCAUUCUCUCAGGAUGCCCUGUCCUUGAGUGCCUGCUGCUUGACGGUUGCGAUGUUUUCGGUCGCUUGGUGAUUAACUCACCGACACUUCGAAACCUCGGUGUCUGUAAUGUGGACUACAUGAAGGAAAUAGUCAUCCAAAAUGCCCCUUGCCUGGAAAGAUGCGUCAGGUAUAAUUUGUCUCAUGCUCGUACUGUACCAGUCAUCCAGGUAAUCAGGGCACCGAAACUGGAGAUCUUGGGCUCACUAACAGAUAACUUCGAUAAACUCAAGCUUGGAACCAGAGUUUCACAGGAAAUGGUUGUUGGAAACUUGAAAAUAUUAAUGCAGAGUGUGAAGAUUUUACAUCUCACGUCUAGUGGCCCUAAUCUUGAUGCAGUUGUUGCCUUCCUCAAAGUCUUUCCUUGCUUGGAGAAGCUGUACAUCAUGUCAUCUCUACAGAACGAUAUGAAAAAUGUGCACCAUCUAGACCCAACAGAUCCAAUUGAAUGUCUUGACCAUCUCAGAUAUGUGGAGUUGAAGUGUUACAUGGGAAAGAAGCCAGAUGUCGAUUUUGCCAGGUUCUUUGUUCUUAAUGCUAAGGUACUCGAGUUAAUGAAAUUCAUUUCCAUCACCAUGAUGAUCAUGUCUUGUCCAUGGCUGAUCCCUUCGAUAGCUCUUCUUGUGGAUUGUGCAGAAUAGUCCUUCACCAUGAUGAUAACGUCCUAUGAAUGUUUUUGAAGAUCUUGACACCUGUUAAUGACCAAUCUUAAGAGUUUUGUGUCAGUACUUAAGUUAUAGCCAGUUUGGUGUCAUGUUUAAUGCUACGUACGUCCCUUUGUUAUUUAUUUAACUUGCAUGAUGUUAUGUUACCAACACACAGA
Messenger RNA from Lolium rigidum, 2282 nucleotides. Its product is annotated as F-box/FBD/LRR-repeat protein At1g51370-like. Gene Ontology annotation, molecular function: protein binding. The record is from RefSeq and is a predicted model, not a curated record. Lineage: Eukaryota; Viridiplantae; Streptophyta; Magnoliopsida; Poales; Poaceae. The transcript is spliced from 8 exons. The coding region runs from base 1 to 2100 and encodes 699 amino acids.